GUAUCUGAUUCAGCACUGUUCUAAUGUAAAGUUCCAUAGCAUGGAACAAUGUUGCUAACAGACAAAUGUUCAUCAGGCUAUAUCAGUGUUCGUGACAAGAAGUGUAAGGUACCUAAAAUCAAAUAUCAGGACCAAUGUCAGCUAUUCAUAACGGGUCGACACAGACAGAAGAACAUCUCGGAAUAAGCUAUACAUCGACUUUGACAUUGUAGCAGUGACACUUGUCACCUUAUGAAAAUGAACUAUGCCUAAAAGUGGACGGAUCACUUAAUACGUACAAGAAACCUGAGACACCACCAUGGAGAACAACGAUGCACCUGUCGAGUUUAACGAUGACAGGACAGUGUGUGUGGCGUCAGUGAAAGGGUUAAAGGAGAACUGGCAGAGAUGGUCCAACGAGCAUCAGGAGUACCAGAAACACAACCCCUUCAGUAACGACCGGGGGGCAAUGAUGAGUGUGACUGCCCAGCAGCAGGGUCUCCAGCGGGACCAGGACGGCUACGGGAGGCCCCUGGAGGGCUCCUUGACAGAGCAGAGGGGCCGGGACGCCCACGUCCACAUCAGCCGAGAGGUGGAGGAGCUCUGCCAGGCGAUCAGGGACAUCGGGGAGAGCCGUGGCGGUGGGGACGAUGGCGGCGGGGAGAGACCUGUGGUGACGGUGGAGUUUGGGAAACUGUUUGAGCACUAUGUGAACAUCUCCAACAAGGUGGUGGGGAUCCUGCUGAGGGCCAGAAAACAAGGCCUGAUCAGCUUUGAAGGGGAGAUGCUGUGGCAGGGGCAGGAUGACAGGGUCCUCAUCACACUGCUACAGUGACCAGGAUGAGAUGACAGGGUUGUCAUUAUGCUGCUUCCAGGAUGAUGCAGCAGACUGACCAGACAGUAACCAAGGCCCUGUCCAGAAACAUCCCCUAGCCCUCUAGUCCCUAGGCACUUGUGUAGUUCUGAAAGGAUUUGAUAGGUCUAAGCAAUAUGGUGAAAAUUACAUUAGAUAGCAAGGUGCAGCUACAACACCUAUCCAAUUAUUUUAUAUUUACACCUGCACCUAGUAGGGGUAGUUGUUUCAGGACAGGGCCCAAGAGAACCAACAUGUGGCAGCAGUGACACGCAAUAUGGUGCUGUAGGAUUAACCUGAUCCUAUUGGCCUGAAUGGACUUUGCGUUGCAUUCCCAGUUACACCACACCGCUACACUGUAAUUUACAUAGCGUUUACAAUGUUCCUUAGCAACCUUUGGAAUUAGACACUGAGGAAAGGUGUACUUUUUAGGGCACAAAUACAACACACUGACACAGUAGGGUUGUUAGAAAUGCUGGAAGUAGACUAUGAAACCGCAUACACAGUUGAGAAUGUAACACAAUUGUAUAUACAUUCUGGAGAAAUAGCACGUCACUUUUUGGUCCACUGGCAUUUGUGUAAUUUACACUGUACUAAAUGCACAUUGUUCAAUCUAACAAGAGCUGUUUGAGGAAUGCUUUUGCAGCUACUUGCACUCAUAUCACAAUAUGAUGAAAUGUACUGUAACACUUUACUCAUUUGAUUUAUUUUUUUGUCACCAACUAAUAUACUGUAUUCCACACACAUGUUCAUGUUU
Coregonus clupeaformis (lake whitefish) is the source of this 1589-nucleotide messenger RNA. Its product is annotated as actin-binding Rho-activating protein-like. Lineage: Eukaryota; Metazoa; Chordata; Actinopteri; Salmoniformes; Salmonidae. Gene Ontology annotation, biological process: positive regulation of Rho protein signal transduction. Gene Ontology annotation, molecular function: actin binding. The coding region runs from base 299 to 814 and encodes 171 amino acids. The transcript is spliced from 2 exons. The record is from RefSeq and is a predicted model, not a curated record.